AUGCGUUUCCAACACUUCACUCGUUUUCUCCGCAUCCUCACCACUGCACCUUCCAUCACAUCCCUUUCUCCACGAUCCAUUACCAGGAUACCUUUUCCAGUCUCAAGAGCGACAGCCCUCAAAGCUGCGCCCACCAUUCCAUUUCUAAGCUCAUUCUUCAGCUCAAGUGCCAAAGCCGAGGAGUCCAACAUGUCCUACCCCGAGCAACGAAGUGAGGCGGAAUGGCGGGCAGUCCUGUCACCAGAACAGUUUCGCGUCCUGCGCGAAAAAGGCACAGAGCCCCCUUACACGGGCGAAUAUGACUCCCAUUUCUCGUCCAAGGGUGUCUACACCUGCGCCGGCUGCAACGCCCCGCUCUACAAGGCCACGCAUAAAUUCAAGUCCGGGUGCGGCUGGCCUGCAUACUUUGACUCCAUCCCCGGUGCGGUGACCAGACAUACGGAUCGCUCGUUUGGGAUGGAGCGGACGGAGAUUGUGUGUAGUAACUGCGGGGGUCAUUUGGGCCAUGUCUUUAAGGGUGAGGGGUAUCCUACGCCGACAGAUGAAAGGCAUUGCGUGAACAGUAUUAGUUUGAAGUUUACCGAGGAUGAAGAGGCAGCGAAGUCGAAGGCAUGA
Molecule: messenger RNA, 615 nt
Organism: Aspergillus fumigatus Af293
Lineage: Eukaryota; Fungi; Ascomycota; Eurotiomycetes; Eurotiales; Aspergillaceae
Product: peptide-methionine (R)-S-oxide reductase
Biological process (GO): protein repair; response to oxidative stress
Molecular function (GO): peptide-methionine (R)-S-oxide reductase activity
Source: RefSeq, a predicted model, not a curated record